Helobdella robusta is the source of this 420-nucleotide messenger RNA. RefSeq lists its product as hypothetical. The transcript has 3 exons. NCBI's taxonomy places the organism in Eukaryota, Metazoa, Annelida, Clitellata, Rhynchobdellida, Glossiphoniidae. The record is from RefSeq and is a predicted model, not a curated record. The coding region runs from base 1 to 420 and encodes 139 amino acids.
AUGGCCGAAAGUGGGAAGAAAGAAGCUAAGAAAAAUCCCAAAAAAGAUAAAGAUGCUGAUAAAAAAAAUUCUAAAGACAAACUCAACAAAGAGGAUGAAAAUAAAGAUAAGGAAAAAAAAGAAGAGGAUGACAUGAGUGGAGUGAUCCUUAAAGGGCUUGAACAAUUGAAUGAACUUGUGAAAACUAUUGAAGAGCAGGUUACUGAAUACAUCAAGAAGAAAGGUCCUUUAGAAAUGACGGAACAAUAUUGCACGGGACCGAUAACAAAUUGUGGGCCUUCAUGUUUGGUUACGACUUUCCAGCCUUGUUGUUGUCCUCCACCCUGCUGCAAACCCGUCCCAAGAGCCGCCCCAUGUGCUGGAAAUUACAGCACCCCUCCGAGGUGUCCUUGUUGCGGAACUAUCUGCUCACAGAAAUAG